Molecule: messenger RNA, 1280 nt
Organism: Gavialis gangeticus (Gharial)
Lineage: Eukaryota; Metazoa; Chordata; Crocodylia; Gavialidae
Gene: HAND1
Product: heart and neural crest derivatives expressed 1
Exons: 3
Coding region: 1-360 (119 amino acids)
Biological process (GO): regulation of transcription by RNA polymerase II; heart development
Molecular function (GO): DNA-binding transcription factor activity, RNA polymerase II-specific; protein dimerization activity; RNA polymerase II transcription regulatory region sequence-specific DNA binding
Source: RefSeq, a predicted model, not a curated record
AUGCCCCCCGUCACCACUUUGGUGCUGGUGAAGGAGCGGCGCCGCACCGAGAGCAUCAACAGCGCCUUCGCGGAGCUGCGCGAGUGCAUCCCCAACGUGCCCGCCGACACCAAGCUGUCCAAGAUCAAGACCCUGCGCCUGGCCACCAGCUACAUCGCCUACCUCAUGGACGUGCUGGCCCGCGACAGCCCGGCCGGCGGGCCCGACCCCUUCAAAGCCGAGCUCAAGAAGGCCGAGGGCAAGCGCCGGCGGGACGCGCAGAGCGAGGGCUUGGCGCAGCCUCCGGGCGCCGGCGAGAAGAGGCUGAAGGGGCGCACGGGCUGGCCGCAGCAGGUCUGGGCGCUGGAGCUGAACCCCUGAGCACGGACACGUGGAGCCCGGUGGGGCUGGGACGAUGGACGCCUGCGAACGCUGCCUAGGCAAGCUCCGGCCCUGGACCCUGCCCGCGGGGAUUGGCACGGGGCCUGCGCACAGAUGCCCCCUUCUCCCCGCCGCCGUUGGAAGUGCCGGGGGGUUUCCACUGUGGCACCGGGCGUCUACCUCACCGCUCCGGCUCACACGAAGGCUCGAUGCGAGGUAAAGCCGCGUUGGGGGAGAGCAGCGCAUCCGCUUACCUGCUGCUGGCCUCGGGGGACCUCCGGGGACCGGACGCCGCCAGCGAGUCGGGGCCUCCUUGCGCUGGGCCCCGGCGAAACCCCGUCCCUUCGUGCCUGCCACCGGGGAGAGGUCAAGCCGCGCACGUCUGCCCCCGGGAAAUCCCAGCGUCUCCCGUUGGACGUACAGCCGGUCAGCCUGUAAAACGCAGACGCACACGCUGAGCGCCCACCCGGGUGUGGAUCUCUCCCCCUGGACCCAGCUGGAGAUGUCCCGGUCCAGCCUGCAGUCCGCACGCCCGACACACACCGCUCUCCAGGCCCGAAGGGGCUGUUUGUGGUCAGCUCGCCCAGCCUGCUGCCUAGCUCAGGACAGAGAAGAGCACCCAGGAAAUGUGAAUAUUUUAAUAUAUUGGUGUGUGCAUGGUUUGGUGGUUGUUUUUUUAUUUUCCCCCCCGCCCCUUGUCGUUGUCGUACCAGAUUCCUAUUAAAUAUGUACAAUGCGCUAUGGAGAGCUCUGCCCCUCUCCGGAAAUAGUUUUUGUGUAGUCACAGGCCCAUAUUUAAUAGAGCGGGGGGCUUGCUAAUAAUUAUUGCACGUAUUUAAUAGAGGGAGAGGGCAGAGCUCUAACUAUUGUACAGUCACGUGCACAUAUUUAUAGAUGAUAAAAAAGAUGAAGUAUCUAUA